AAGAACACCCAAAAAACAAAUCCAUCCUUCUCCCUCUCUCUCUUCUCCUUCCUUUCUCUAGUCUCUCUCUCUCUCUCUCUCUGUUUCUCUGCAACUCCUAGGGUCAGUGUUUAGGUUCCUGAGAUGGAGCAGCAGUCGUUGAUCCAUGGUUUUGUUGCUCGAGGAGAUGUGAUCCUUGCUGAAUACUCUGAAGGCAGCAAGGAAAGGCUCGCCUCCAAGAGUGAUACCCACAAGAAGUAUUCCAUCAAUGACAAUGGUUUCACCUUUGGUGUAGUUGCAUUAGAGUCUACUGAGAGAGAAAUUCCUACUGUGUUCCUUGAGAGAGUUAAGGAAGAUUUCAACAAGAGAUAUGGAGGAGGAAAAGCUGUAGCUGCUGUUGCCAACAGCCUUAACAAAGAUUUUGGGCCAAAACUGAAGGAGCACAUGAAGUAUUGUGUGGAUCAUCCUGAGGAAAUCAGCAAGCUUGCUAAAGUAAAAGCUCAGGUUUUAGAAGUUCAGGUAGCGAUCGAAGGAAACAUAGGUCAGCUUACUAACCGUGGUGAGAACAUAAGUAUCCUGGUGGGCAAAGCAGAUGAUCUACGUAGACAGGCCCAAACUUAUGACAAAGUGGCGAAAAAGAUAAGCUGGAAAAUGUGGAUUCAGAAUAUGAAGAUAAAGCUGAUUGUUUUGGUUAUUAUUAUUGCUUUAAUCCUCAUCAUAGUUUUGUCGGUGUGCCAUGGUUUUAAAUGUUGAUGCUGCCCACCUACUACUUCGUUCUUCCUUUUUGGGGAUCUAUUUUGCAUUGGAUACCCCCUCCUUACCUUUCUGC
This is a messenger RNA of Macadamia integrifolia, 808 nucleotides long. Its product is annotated as putative vesicle-associated membrane protein 726. The transcript has 5 exons. Gene Ontology annotation, cellular component: membrane. Gene Ontology annotation, biological process: vesicle-mediated transport. The coding region runs from base 124 to 732 and encodes 202 amino acids. The record is from RefSeq and is a predicted model, not a curated record. Lineage: Eukaryota; Viridiplantae; Streptophyta; Magnoliopsida; Proteales; Proteaceae.